AAGACUACCCCUAUCCCUACUAUACUUAGGGAAUUAAGCACCCCACCGGCCUACCUACUCCUUAAAGCUAUACGGAUAAGACACGUAGUACGACUUUGGUCACUUAAUAGCCACUACCCGCUAGUAAUAAGAAUUCGUUUAUACCGGUCCCGAGAUAAACCGAUCCCCCCCUCCGCCCUACUAUCCUUACUAACACGGCGGUAA
Messenger RNA from Sodiomyces alkalinus F11, 204 nucleotides. RefSeq lists its product as hypothetical. NCBI's taxonomy places the organism in Eukaryota, Fungi, Ascomycota, Sordariomycetes, Glomerellales, Plectosphaerellaceae. The annotation marks the transcript as partial. The transcript has a single exon. The record is from RefSeq and is a predicted model, not a curated record.